CUUUCGGUGAGCCACCAUCGCUUAAACAGCACUGUUUAUAAAGCGACUUUAGCAUCGUGAAUUAUUUGUUCCCAGUGUUGAGACAGUGAUCAAGAAAGCAACGAACAUGUCGCGCAAUCCAGCUGAGAACCAGCUUAACCUGUUCAAGGAAGCCCAAAAGGUAAGGAAGGUAACGGCUACGACUAGCCAUGGUGCACCGGUUGGCACGAAGUCAGCCGCGCUUACGGUCGGUCCUCGUGGACCGGUCCUGCUCCAGGAUGUCCACCUGAUCGACGAGCUGGCGCACUUUGAUCGCGAGCGCAUUCCGGAGCGCGUAGUGCACGCUAAGGGUGCCGGCGCUUUCGGUUACUUUGAGGUCACCCAUGACGUGACGAAGUACUGCGCCGCCAAAUUUCUGAACACCGUAGGCAAGAAGACGCCUUUGGCGGUCCGUUUCUCCACCGUCGCUGGUGAGACUGGUUCCGCAGAUACGGUGCGUGAUCCUCGCGGUUUCGCCGUCAAGUUCUACACUGAGGAUGGUAUUUGGGAUAUGGUGGGCAACAACACGCCCAUCUUCUUCAUCCGUGACCCGGUCAUGUUCCCGAGCUUCAUCCACACGCAGAAGCGCAACCCAGCGACCCAUCUGAAGGAUCCGGACAUGUUCUGGGACUUCAUCUCGCUCCGCGCCGAGACAAUGCACCAAACGCUGUUCCAUUUCUCGGACCGUGGCAUUCCGGAUGGUUACCGAUUCAUGAACGGCUAUGGUUCGCACACCUACAAGCUUAUCAACGCCGAAGGCAAGCCAGUGUACUGCAAAUUCCACUUCAAGUGUAACCAAGGAAUCAAGAAUAUGGACCCGGCUCGUGCCGAUGAGCUGUCUGGUUCCGAUCCGGACUACGCAAUCCGUGAUCUGUAUAACGCGAUCGCAAAGAAGGACUUCCCAAGCUGGACGCUGAAGAUCCAGGUUAUGACCUUCGAACAGGCCGAAAAGGUUCCGUAUCAUCCGUAUGACCUAACCAAGGUUUGGCCGCAGGCUGAUUUCCCGCUCAUCCCAGUCGGUCGCAUGGUGCUCGACCGCAAUCCGGCCAACUACUUCGCCGAGGUGGAACAAGCCGGAUACUCGCCGUCGCAUUUGGUGCCUGGAAUUGAACCGUCCCCGGACAAGAUGUUGCAGGCGCGUCUCUUCGCGUACGAUGACACUCACCGUCAUCGCAUCGGUGCAAACUAUUUGAUGAUUCCUGUCAAUUGCCCGUACAAGGUGGGAACUCGUGUGGCCAACUAUCAGCGCGACGGACCGAUGAAUUCCACCGACAACCAGGCCGGUGCUCCGAACUACUUCCCGAACUCGUUCAGCGGACCUCAGCCGUGUCCUCGUGCGCAUAAGCUACAAAAUUCCGAGCUGAAGGUGUCGUCCGAUGUGUACCGCUACGAGUCGGGUGAUGAGGACAAUUACACCCAAGCGACCGCAUUCUAUCGCCGCGUGCUGGAUGACGCUGGCCGCAAACGGCUGGUCAACAAUAUUGUUGUGCACCUGAAAAAUGCCUCGCCGCAUCUGCAGGAGCGUGCGGUCAAGAGCUUUGCCUUGGUGGACAGUGAUCUCGGACGUCAGCUUACUGAGGGCCUGAAACUGCAUCGCACUGCCAGCCUUUAAAGAGACCAACCAAGCACGAUCAAUUGGACUGUUGCGCUCAGACAGACGACCUUACCCCGUGAAGUGUGGAGAUAUUUAGUCUAGAACGCAUCGCCUACAUGGCAACAGUUUGCAAAAUGGUUGAUUUUCUAUACACGCUAGAACACGAGACGGAACGCUAUAUUAUGCUUUAUUUUCAAUACGGGUACUAAAUAAUCUAUUGAUGAAACAAUAUACACAAUACUGGUCAAUUGGUGCAUAAUUAGAAAAAAACCGACGAUUUAUUUCGCUUUUGGGGUUAAAAUAUCACUGCAUGCGAAAGCUACUUGCCGUUUGGAUGCAACGUUCAACAAUACGUUUCGAUAUUGCGGUGCAUUCAAUUGCAAACAAACUGUUUCGCCCAAAUUUGCUUUGAAGAUUCACAUCUUGCACCAUGUACUCCGUAUGCAUCCUCGCUCUUCCAUCUUGCUCUUGAAUGGGACAUAUGAUAUGUGUCCUUGAGUUGCCAAAAUCCAAGAAGCGAAAAUAAGUCAUCCGAUACAUUGAUUGCAAUUGAGCAGAAAGAAAGUGAAAACAACACCAUCAUUUUUGCAAUCGAAUAAGCUGAACGACUUCAUGUUGUGUCGCAAUCACAAAUAUUUUAAGCCUCUAACGUUGCAUUUAUUAGAUUUGACGAUAAAAAAUUGUUUUACGUUAAAAAAUUGUUGUUAUUUAUAUAAGCAUA
Molecule: messenger RNA, 2333 nt
Organism: Anopheles nili
Lineage: Eukaryota; Metazoa; Arthropoda; Insecta; Diptera; Culicidae
Product: catalase
Exons: 2
Coding region: 107-1630 (507 amino acids)
Biological process (GO): response to hydrogen peroxide; hydrogen peroxide catabolic process
Cellular component (GO): cytoplasm; mitochondrion; peroxisome
Molecular function (GO): catalase activity; heme binding
Source: RefSeq, a predicted model, not a curated record